Durusdinium trenchii is the source of this 2488-nucleotide messenger RNA. NCBI's taxonomy places the organism in Eukaryota, Dinophyceae, Suessiales, Symbiodiniaceae. The record is from the annotation of a GenBank genome assembly.
GCACGUAAAGCAGGUGUUCGAGGUUCGCUGCCUUGGCUUUCGCCGAGGGCGCGAGAUGAUCAUCACGUUUUGAAUCGCUUUCAUGAUGAUACCACACAUCAUGUACAUCCAGCUUGGUACAUCAAGAGAAAACUUGGCAAAAAAUGGCGGAGUCGUUUGGCACGAAGUUUGGUGGUUUCCCUGGAACAUUUUUGGCUUUCGAAGAAGAAAGGCCCUGAUUUGGUGAUUCCUCCUUUGAGCCUGUGAGCCAUGAACCGCCCUUUCCUCCCAGACUCCGAGCAGCCGGAGGAAGCGGGCUCACAGCCUUCAUGGAGCUGGCUGGCUUCAGGAAAGGCCUUUCAUCAAGCAGUGUGUUGCCAAUUGAGUGCUUGUUCCUCCAGGCUGGAGUCAGCCUUGUCGACGGAGUCAGCCUUGUUGAAGAUGUUGAAGACGAGGCAUCCAGAAGCUCCAGAUCCCAGACUACUUGAAGCAAAGGUCCCAGCUCUCCUUGCUCAACUUGAAAGCUACUUGCAAGAAGGCUUCAAAGAUACACGUGUUUCAUCAGCCGAACCAGAUUUCAUUCAAGAUGUUUUGAAGCCGGUGGAGCAAAUCGCCCUCACACACUGCUGCGUGGUUUUGGGGCCAGCUGGUGCAGGCAAGACCACUUUGGUGAAUCACUUGUGCGGCUCCCACUUUCACACGGGCCCACGAGCGGAGGAUAAGACCAUUCAGGCACAAAGCUGUGUUCUGAAGCUCAAGAAUCUUCCGGACCAGAUGAAGGUGCUGAAGGUGGUGCUGAUUGACACUCCAGGGUGGAGUCAUGAAACCAGCACAGAUAUCAAGAUGGAGUACAAGAAGGUCUUGAAGGAGUAUGAACUCGUGUCCGAGCACACCCCUCACAUCAUCCUUUUUUGUGUCUCGGUGUCGAACAUCCGCCAAUUCCAGGAGAAGGAGGCCAAGAAGAUGAGUGAACAGCUGGAAGAGCUCAAGUUUGAUCAACGCUUCCCAGUCAAAGUUCUGCCAGUUGCCACUUUCUCAGACACACAGGAUCCAAAAGAUUUGGAGAAGCUCAUGUCAACCAUCAAAGCACUUGCCAAGAAGGCCUUCCAAAAUACCGGAGCAGAGGUGGAAGAGCCCGAGUGGACCAUGUUCAAUGCACAUGAGGAAGCACGGGGGGUGUAUGAAUUGAAGGCUCGCAUCAGCGACAUGCUCUUUCAACAGGUCCAAUCUUCGCAGUUUUCUGACCUGUGGAAGAAGACCUUUGCUAAGAGUGUGGCUGAAAGAGCAGAGGAACAUUGCAACAGUGUUCCGGAGAACGAGUCUCCUCUUCGCUUGUUCCACAGCGCCUUUCGCACAGUGGCUGCAGCUUGUGAUAUGAUGAUUUUGGAUGUAGGCGACUUCAAAAGGAAGACAACCACGAUGCAAGACUUGCCCUGGGACAUCAUCCAGAGCAUCCCCCACACAGGUGAACAGAUGUGGCCAGUCGAGCUUUGCGUGGGUGUGCUUGGGAUUUUCUUGGUCCUUAUCGCAUGGUUUUGUGGUUUUAAUGCCAUUGCACUUCUCGCCCUUCCCCCAUCGCUUUGCAUGAUUUGCUGGAGCAAGUAUGCAUGGUACAAGUGCACGCACUGGUGGCGGUUGCUGAGGCUUUGGAAGGUUCCUGUGGAAUGGAAGAGCUCAUCACUGCCACAUUGCAUGCGCCGAUGCAAGCAUAGUCGAAUCCGGUACAAAUGGGCCACUGGCAUCCUCGGCUUCAUGUUCGUCGUGCUCUUUUGGGAAGGCCGCACAUGGCACCAGGAGGACGAAGGGACUUGUUCAUGGGGCACGCUUCAUGAUCAGUGCAUGGGUUUGGAACAUCUUGUCACUGCUAGCAGCGCAGUUUUGUGCAAAAGAGUUUGCUGCGAUCUUGGGGAAGAUCAUUGUACUGUGUGGCAGUACGACGAAGAUUCGGGGGGCUGUUGGCUUGGAAAACCUCACGACGACUGUCACGGCAGUGGGUGGUUUGCCCAUGGAGGUCGGCGGAUGUGAUCCCACCGGUGAGAGACUCAGGCUGAGCGGUGGAAGUCUCCUUGCCGUGCUUGCCAUGCUCAUGAUCCAGCAUUGACACGUGACACGUAAUUAACACCAGUUCCUGUGGCAUAAGACACACAUGUACGCACUCCGCACAGGUUAGGGUGCCAAUCCUAUUGCAUAUUUUGAGAGCUUGAAAUGGCAUCUUCCUUGGAAGCCAAUGGAGUCAGAGUCGGUGGCUUUCCACGCAAUUCCGGUUGGAUCAGAAGUGACCUGUAAACCAGCCGCUACCUUGGUGGUUCGCAGGUGCAGGUCGAAUCGUCCGACGGCCGAUUCAUCAACUUCCGCCGACUUGGACCAGCCGUGGGACAUGCGCCUCGCACAAGACGAGGUGCAUUUAUGCGCAACAGAGACGAUUUGAGAUGGUCACUGGAUGUGUAGAAUUGAUUGAAGCGGCAAACAUUGAACUGAACUGCUGGGCUGCUCUCCAAGAGAACCAGAC